CUCAGACAGUCGCACGCGUGGUUUUGCUCACGCUCUGCGCGUUAAAAGCCAACAACCUCUUACUUAUAAGCCACCUUCGCUGCCCGAACACUUCUGUGCAAUCGCUUUUGCAAAUAAUACACUCAACACUGCUUUGCUCUCCCAGCCGCCAGAGCCGCACACAUCAUGGCAGACGCACCCCCACCCCCCGUGCUGCGCCGCGAGACCACGAGCGUCGAGGAGGACUGCUGCAACGCGCCGGAGCCGCCGCCGUGCACGCCCAUGCAAUGCCGCGCCGCGCGCGCCAAACUCCGGAAGCACAUCUGGGCCUGCGCGCGCGAGCUGCUGAAGAUGCCGGAUUGCUGGGCCAAGCACCAGCUCGAGAGGCGGCCGGCGCAGCGCAUCCGGAGGCACCGCUACGACCCGGAAACGCAGGAGUGGCGCGUCGACGAGUCGUUGAUCAAGAUCGCGGCCGAGCCCUUCGACGAGGGCGCCAUGCGCCAGUGCUACCGUGCGAAGAAGCUGAGCUUUGGCUACGUCCAGCGCUUCCACGCCCUCGACUGGAAAAAGGCGCAAAACUUCGUCGUAAAAAGCUACAAGACCGAGGGCGACGCGGCGCGGGCCUUCGACGACGUCCGGCUGCAGGCCGAGGCGUCGUUGUAUGCGGACAAGUAAGGGAUGCGGCGCGGAACUGAACUUCAGCGUGACGUGCUCUCGCGUCGACGCCGUUCAAGCCAGAGCGUGUGAAAAAACACAGGUUUAAUGAGCUCGAGCCGCCGAAGCCCAUUCACGUCAUCGCCGCGUGCGUUUUGGAGUUAGUGGACGACCCGACGACGCCGGCGCUGUGCGCUGAACGCUUUAUUGAUGGGGCCGAUCGGUUUGGCCGGGGCUUCGUCAAGCACAACAACAACAGCGGCUUCGUCGACCACGACGAGCACCGGUCGACGCCGCAAGCGUUCAGCAGUGCACAAAUCAAAUCUUCUGGCGCUUCUCGACGCGACACCUGAACUGCGCACAGGCGUUCAGCGCCUACUCGUUCUACGCCUCCGAAGGGGACGUGCUGGUCUGCGACGUCCAGGGCGUCGACGACCUGUACACGGACCCGCAGCUGCAUUCCGUCGACGAGUCGAGGGGCGAAGGUGAUUUGGGCCGGCGGGGGAUGGCUCUUUUUUUUGCCACGGUCGAUGCCGAGGCGACCAAGGGCUUGUUCGAACCAUUGGGCAUCCCGCAGUUCGAGCUGUCGCCAGCAGAAAGGCGCCGCGCGGCGACGCAGGAGGACGAGGAGGAGCCCCAGAAGCGGUCGUCGGUGCGCUUUAGCGGCAUCCCCGACAAGUCCACGCAGUCGCGCCACGACGAAGCCCGGCGCCUCUCGAUCAUGGGGGCGCGGCGCGUCCGAUUGGAGGCGCAGAAGUCCUUGCGGACGCUCUGCAAGUGCGACGAGAUCAAUGCAGAGCUCGAGGACGUGUCGACCGCGGGCGGCGCCACCGCCUGCGCCGCCAGAGCGUUACUAGACGCCAUCGACGAGAGCGCGUCUUCGGCGACGCCGCGGACGUCAUACAAGCUCGAGACGGCCGUCGCCGAGGUCCACGCCGCGCUGGCACGCCUGGAAUGCGAGGCUCGGUGGACGGCGAACCCCGACGUGUAUAGUGCCCUGUUCCACUGCGCCAUCGCGGCGAGGCAUUCGCCCUCGGCGGCCUACGCGCUGGCGCGAUUUCACCGGGGGUUGGAUCAUCCCAUCCUCCCGCUGCCCGUCGAUGCGGCCAAGGAGCUGCGCGACGAGGCGCGCGCGGGGAGUCUACUUCUGAGCGCUGCUGCCGGUGGACACAAUGCGGCCAAGGCGUCGUUCGCCCUCGCGGCCCUCGACGACGCGAGUGCACGAGCCAUCGGUCUCGUCGGCGCGGAUAUCGCGGUGGCGGAGCGCUUCGUCUGCGAGGUCUGGGAGGACCGCGAGGGUGGCGGCGCCGCGGCCGCCGAGACCUUCGCCGUCGGUGAUGUGGUAGAGGCAAAUUAUGGGGGCGAGGGGCAUUGGUAUCCCGGCAGAAUCGCGUCGUUCGACUCCGGGAGUUACGAGAUCGCGUAUGACGACGGGGAGAGCGAGUCUGGUGUCUCGACGGCCAACGUGCGGCGCGCCUCGGAUGUCUCGGAGGACGACGCCACGGCGGCGACGGCGGAGCCCGCGAAGGAGGACGACGACAGCGCCCUGCCGAUGCCGCUGCACGAGCUCUUCGCAGCCGUCGCCGCGGCCUACGCUUCAUCGAACGCGGCGAAGGCGACCACGCUCUACGAGAAGGCCGCGGCGAUCGCGCUCAAGGGCGGGAGCGCGAGCGCGGGCGUCUACCUCUCUAAGGCCGCGGCGCUCGAGUAAGACUCUAUGUGUGA
This is a messenger RNA of Pelagomonas calceolata, 2358 nucleotides long. The record is from the annotation of a GenBank genome assembly. NCBI's taxonomy places the organism in Eukaryota, Pelagophyceae, Pelagomonadales, Pelagomonadaceae.